Messenger RNA from Anisakis simplex (herring worm), 276 nucleotides. NCBI's taxonomy places the organism in Eukaryota, Metazoa, Nematoda, Chromadorea, Rhabditida, Anisakidae. The record is from the annotation of a GenBank genome assembly.
AUGAAGGGUAAUGAAUGUAAUAUUUCAGUGCAUUCGAAUAUUACCAGUAAAAGUAUGAGUGGUAGAGAUCUGCAUUCCGUUCAGCAGGCUCGUAAGGUGGUUGAGCAGUUAAGAAGGGAACGUAAUGUACGUCGUGGUCUUGUUUCUCAGUCGGCCAAUGACCUGAUACGAUAUGCGCAGGAGGUCCAAAAAGACGACGUUCUGUUAACAGGUUUUUCGAACGAUAAAAUGAAUCCAUUCAGACCGAAGAGUUCUUUCCAAUGUAUGCUUCUCUAA